AUUGGAAUCUCUUCCAACUCAUCACCCGAUCUCUUUCGAUUUAUGUGUAAGUCGCUGGUACAAUCAAACCAUUAAUUUUCAUUCGCGAGUGACAAAGGGUACGAGCCGUUUGAUGUAAACUUCAACGGCUGGAACCCGAUAUUCCUUCGCGCGAAGUUCCAACCAUGCCGGGAGGAAUAGCGAGAAAAUGGUCACAGAGAGAAACCAAACUUUUCAUUCUCUGUAGAGAGAGAUACACACCCUUUCAUGCUCUGUAGAGAGAGGAACCCUUAAUUCUCUACUAUCUCAUCUUCCUCGACAGAGAAGCUCUAAUUCUCUACUAUCUCAUCCUCGUCCUUUAGAGAGAGAAACAGAGAAACUCUGUCGUUUUUCUAGAGAGAGAGGCUUUAACUCUCUCCUCUCUCAUCCUCUAGUCAUGGGGAUAUGGGCCUCAAAACAUGUGGAAGAAACCCUAACCCACUCUCAUGAAUUCCACAUGGCCUGCAACUCCAUCUACGAAGACUCAGUGUCUCUCUGUCAACACUUGUUUCCAGGGAUCCUCCCUUACCAGCUCUCCGAUGCUUCAAACCGACUUCACCAGAAGCUCAAAUCCUCUCUCUCUCUCAUCCAAAAAUGGGUUCCAUUGCCACCAUCUCAGGUCCAAAUAGACAGGGCCCUGAAAAAAAUCGAAAUUGAGAAAGGAAAUGGCUGUGAAACCCUGACCCUAACCCUAGAUGAGUUCAAGGCCUUGGAGGUCGAGCUUUUCAGAGAUGCUGUGGUUUUCAAUGCUGGGAAAAUGGUUUUGCAGAGAGUUCCUAUUGGAAUUGGGAUAAUUUGGGGUUUGGGAAUAGGGACUGGAGUGAAAGGGGGUUUAAUGAGGAAGGCCAUGGCCGUUUAUUCCGUAGGAGUUGCAGGGUCUGUGUAUUUGAGCUUAUCUGGUUAGGGUUUUGGGGGUUGUGAGGAUGGAUUUUGGGGUUUCUUUUUGUUUGGUAAGGUUUCUGUGGG
Amborella trichopoda is the source of this 984-nucleotide messenger RNA. RefSeq lists its product as uncharacterized. Lineage: Eukaryota; Viridiplantae; Streptophyta; Magnoliopsida; Amborellales; Amborellaceae. The record is from RefSeq and is a predicted model, not a curated record.